Carassius auratus (goldfish) is the source of this 1281-nucleotide messenger RNA. RefSeq names its product aldose reductase-like. Gene Ontology annotation, molecular function: oxidoreductase activity. The transcript is spliced from 10 exons. The record is from RefSeq and is a predicted model, not a curated record. Bases 42 to 992 code for a protein of 316 amino acids. NCBI's taxonomy places the organism in Eukaryota, Metazoa, Chordata, Actinopteri, Cypriniformes, Cyprinidae.
UUUGGAGCUGGUCACAGCUAGUGCUUAAUCUCUCUUUCACCAUGGCAACGUCUGUGAAGCUCAAUAACGGGGCAGACAUGCCCAUCGUCGGACUGGGCACAUGGAAGUCUCCUCCAGGUAAAGUGGCAGAGGCUGUGAAGGCAGCCAUCUCUGCAGGGUACAGACACCUCGAUGGUGCCGCCGUCUACAACAAUGAAACCGAGGUCGGAGAGGGAAUUCAGGCCAUGAUAAAAGAUGGUGUGGUUAAAAGAGAAGAACUUUUUGUGGUCAGCAAGCUCUGGUGCACCUUUCACGAGAAGGCCUUAGUGAAAGGAGCUUGCCAGAAGACUUUAAGUGACCUGAAGCUGGACUACCUGGAUCUUUACCUGGUUCACUGGCCAAUGGGCUUUAAGUCAGGGCCAGAUCAGUUCCCACUGGACAGUGAAGGGUUAACUAUUGGUGACGACACCAAUUUCUUGGACACCUGGGAGGCUAUGGAGGAGUUAGUGGAUGCUGGGCUGGUCAAGGCCAUUGGCAUCUCCAACUUUAAUCGAGAACAAAUUGAAGCCAUCCUGAAUAAACCAGGACUCAAGUACAAACCUGCCAACAAUCAGAUCGAAUGCCACCCCUAUCUGACUCAGGAGAAGCUGAUUAACUAUUGUCGGUCCAAAGGCAUCACAGUCACUGCAUACAGUCCUCUGGGUUCUCCAGAGAGACCUUGGGCUAAACCUGAAGAUCCCUCACUGCUUGAUGACCCAAAAAUCAAGGCCAUUGCAGAGAAGCACAAAAAGACUACUGCCCAGGUCCUCAUCCGCUUCCACAUUCAGAGGAAUGUGAUCGUCAUCCCCAAGUCCAUCACACCUCAGCGGAUUCAAGAGAACUUUCAAGCCUUUGAUUUUGAGUUGAGUCAGGAGGACAUGAAGACCAUUUUGGGCUUCAACAAGAAUUUCAGGGCUUGUCCAAUGCAAUGGGGUUUGAAGCACAAAGACUACCCAUUUAAUGCUGAGUAUUAAAAGAAGAACUCUUGGAACAUGCUGUUUAAGCAAAACAUUAUUGCGGCAUGUGAAAAUCUCUUCAUUUUGCUUUUACGAAUCCUCUAGUUACUGAGAAACUUCCUUACAGAGCCACUGUUUUAUGUGAUUUGCAGGCUUGGAAAUUUAAUGCAAGCCUUAUUAUAGCAGCCAAUAAACUUCAAAUGAAUUUUCUUUCUUUGCUCAUAAAGUUAUAUUUGUUAAUGCUUUGACAAUUUUAACCUGUUACUACUUUAGUACAAAUGUAAACAGACUUGCAUUAAAUGUAUUA